Molecule: messenger RNA, 3572 nt
Organism: Podarcis raffonei (Aeolian wall lizard)
Lineage: Eukaryota; Metazoa; Chordata; Lepidosauria; Squamata; Lacertidae
Gene: DIS3L2
Product: DIS3 like 3'-5' exoribonuclease 2
Exons: 22
Coding region: 159-3524 (1121 amino acids)
Biological process (GO): miRNA catabolic process
Cellular component (GO): exosome (RNase complex); P-body
Molecular function (GO): 3'-5'-RNA exonuclease activity; RNA binding
Source: RefSeq, a predicted model, not a curated record
CGAGGUGCGUCUUCGCGCCCCGCGGGCUUUUGGGCCCUGCCGCUGCCCGUAGAGCCACGCCUGACCCGGAAGUAGAGGGGAGGCAGGAAGUGGGGGAACCUUUGAAGGCUCCUCAGUGAUGCGAGUGGGGAGUUUGGGGCAGGUGACACUCCCGGGAUAUGGAACCGCAAGGAUGUGCACGAGGCGCUCCUGCCCACGCUCCGAGGGAUGGACCCAGCAAGCCCGCCAUCCCUCAGAAGAACGCGUACGCGAGGCUCGUGCAAAAGCACCACAGCGGGAGGUUCCGCUCCUACCUGAACCACAUCGCUCAGAAGCUGCAGCUGGAAGAGGGGACCCUCAACGACUCGGGUUCGGACGCAGAGCCGUCCUUGAAGAGAGGCCUGGUGAGGGAGGCCCUGUCGAAAAACGGGGUGAAAGCGCCUGGGACUUUGCUGGCCAGAGCCCUGCAUCCAGGCCAGCCGGAAAAGUCUGAACGCCUGAAUGAGGAAGGUUUGAUCAAGAGGCAGAGCCGUCCAAGGGAGGCUGGCAAAGGUGACUACGAGGAGGACGUCGCGGAGGAAGAGGAUGAUGACGUCUCUCCUAACCGCCACGGUGCUGCAGCUGCCUCUGCAAGGGCAGGGCAGGCGUUGGGGGGCCACAGGACGUUGUCCACAAUGGCCUCUUUUCUGCCGAAAACCCCCAGCUCUGGAGAGAGGGGCAGAGAGGAGUAUUGGAAGAGCAAGUGCAGCGGCAGUGAUGGUCCUGCCGCCUUCGAGAGAGCAGACAGUUCCGUAUCUGCCGGACAGUUCGGCGUGGAUUUGCCCGCAGUGAGUUCCAGGAAGGCCAGUCCCUUCUCCAGCCAAAUGCAUGGUGCACACAAGCAAGGCUUGACGAGGACCAGAAACCACUCUGAAUCGGCCAGAGCCCCCCCAAAUGUGGAGAGGAGGCGGCAGCUCUCUGAAUCACAUACAGACACCAUGAGCAACUCUGACUGCAGAAUGGGCCAGCGGCAGCUGGGGACCCCCAGAGGCGGUCCCUACACCACUUGCUUGGCCCCUGGCGACAGAAAGAAUCGGAGCAAGCCGACUCGGGGGAGGAAGAAAGUAUUUGAAGCCUACAUGUCAAGGGAGGAUGUCUCAGCAGGACUGAAAAGGAAAACACUUAUCCAGGGACCCCUGAGAAUAAACCCCAAGAAAUACCACGAGGCCUUCAUUCCAUCCCCAGACAGCACCCGAGAUAUCUUCAUUGAUGGCGUCGUUGCUCGGAACAGAGCUCUGAACGGUGACAUCGUGGUGGUGACUCUGCUUCCGAAAGAUCAGUGGAAGGUAAUCAAGCCGGACGGUUGUGACAAUGAAACAACAGAAACAGCUCAAGGAUCAGAUCCUCCAGGGAGUUCCCCGGGCGCUUGUGCGCUUCGUGAUCCAGGAAAAGGCAACGUUAACAGCCCAGACGUUGUUAUAGAGGCUCAGUUUGAUGACGGAGAUGUUGAGGGCAAGCAAGAUGGCUCAAGAGAGACCAAGGAUCAGAAGCAGCUGUCGCUGGGGGCUGGAGAAAAUGGGAGGGACCUGGAGACCUGCGGCCCCCGCCAUGCGAAACAGGAAGACUCUUCCAAGCCGAACGAUCCGGACCAGUUCCUGCAGAAGACUGCCAAGGUGGUCUACAUCUUGGAGAAAAAGCAUUCCAGGGCAGCCACCGGCUUCAUCCGCCUCCUGACCGACCGCAACAGCGAGCUCUUCAAGAAGUGCGCCAUGUUCUCUCCCGUGGACCACAGAGUGCCUCGUGCGUAUGUGGCCUUGGCUGACUGCCCGCCGGACUUCAUCACCAGGUCUGAGGACUAUUCCAACACGCUGUUCAUCUGCCGUAUCGUGGACUGGAGGGAAGACAGCAACUUUGCCCUAGGGCAGUUGGCUCAAAGUCUUGGGCAGGCUGGUGAAAUUGAGCCGGAAACGGAAGGCAUCCUCACGGAAUACGGCGUGGAUUUUUCGGACUUCCAGCCAGAUGUCCUGCAGUGCCUCCCCCAGAGUCUCCCCUGGAUUAUCCCACCAGAAGAAUUUGCCAAGAGGAGAGAUUUAAGGCAAGAAUGCAUCUUCACCAUUGACCCAUCAACCGCCAGGGACCUUGACGACGCUUUGUCUUGCAAGCCGCUUCCAGAUGGUAACUUUGAAGUGGGCGUCCACAUUGCAGAUGUGAGCUACUUUGUGAAGGAGGACACGGCCCUGGAUGAAAUCGCGAGCAAGAGAGCAACGAGCGUCUACCUCGUGCAGAAGGUGAUCCCCAUGCUCCCCAAACUCCUCUGUGAGCAGCUGUGCAGUCUCAAUCCUUUGAUGGACAGACUCACCUUCUCUGUCAUAUGGAAGCUGACUCCUCAAGGCAAGAUUCUUGACGAGUGGUUUGGGCGGACUGUGAUCUGCUCCUGCGCAAAGCUCAGCUAUGACCAUGCCCAGAGCAUGAUUGAGAACCCCGAGAAGGCGUUUGCGGCAGAGGAAAUCCCCGCUAUCUCUCCCCGGCAUUCGGUAGAUGAAGUUCGCCAGGCAGUCCUCAACCUCCACCAGAUUGCCAAGCAGCUGCGUGAGCAGCGGUUCAUGGAUGGGGCUCUCCGCUUAGACCAGCUGAAACUCUCGUUUACUUUGGACAAGGAGAGCGGGAUGCCACAAGGAUGUUACAUCUAUCGGUACCGGGACAGCAACAAGCUGGUAGAAGAGUUUAUGCUGCUGGCAAACAUGGCCGUCGCCCACCAGAUGCACCGCUCCUUCCCGUCGAAGGCCUUGCUGCGCCGUCAUCCUCCGCCCCUGAGCAAGAUGCUCGAAGACCUCACGGAUUUUUGCAGCCAGAUGGGCCUGGAGAUAGACUGCAGUUCUGCCAAGGCUUUGCAUGAAAGCCUGAACAAAACCUUUGGAGCUGACAAAUAUGCCGAGGCCAGAAAGGAGGUGCUGAGCAACAUGUUCUCCCGCCCCAUGCAAAUGGCUGUGUAUUUCUGUGCCGGGACCCUGGAGGACGAGACCCUCUUCCGCCACUACGCCCUCAACGUGCCCCUCUACACCCACUUCACGUCGCCCAUCCGCCGCUACCCGGACAUCAUGGUGCACCGACUGCUCUCUGCUUCCCUGGGCGAUGGCCCUGCCCCAAGGAUGGAGGAGGCCGAUAUCCAGAAGCAGGCUGAGCACUGCAACGACAGGAAAAUGGCUUCCAAGCGGGUGCAGGAGCUCAGCGCCGAUCUCUUCUUUGCCGUCUUUGUCAAGGAGUGCGGCCCCCUGGAGUCAGAGGCCAUGGUGAUGGGCGUCCUCAAUGAAGCCUUCGACGUCCUGGUUCUGAGGUUUGGCGUCCAGAAGCGGAUCUACUGCAACGCCCUGCCACUGGUGGGCUUUCAGUUCCAGAAGCUGGGCAAGAAGCCGCAGCUGACUCUGAUGUGGGAGCCAGAGAGCUUGGAGCAGGAUGCUGUGCAACAGGUCAUUACUGUUUUCACGUUGGUGGAGGUCGUCCUGAGGUCCGACAGCGUCCCCUUGAAGUACAGUGCGGUGCUGAAGAGGCCUGGCGGCAAGGAGUGACCGGCUCCCACGUCCGGAGAUGGAUUGUGCCCAGCUGACACUGCCAAA